Colletotrichum paranaense is the source of this 666-nucleotide messenger RNA. RefSeq lists its product as uncharacterized. Lineage: Eukaryota; Fungi; Ascomycota; Sordariomycetes; Glomerellales; Glomerellaceae. Bases 1 to 666 code for a protein of 221 amino acids. The record is from RefSeq and is a predicted model, not a curated record. The transcript has a single exon.
AUGCAAUGCGGUGUCUCUCUUUUUUUCUUUCCUUCUCCCCUUCGCUGUUGGUCUCGUCUCGGUACAUACAACUCUGCAGAUGUGCAGAUUUUACUAGAGAGAAAUAGGAAGAAAAGAAGGAGGAAAAGUGCCAAACAACUCAAAGUCUCAAUCACCAUUGCCCCCUCCUCCCCCUUCCUUUUUUUUCUUCUUCUUUUCUUCGUGUACCCUUGGCUUUUAGCCUGCUGGAUCUUGGGGGAGGGAUCGGUUACUUCUCUGCAUUUUUUUCCAUCUCAUCUUCUUCUUUGCAUCUUUGCUUUCUCGUUCCCCCUGUACAGAGUACUUGCAGUUUGCUGUUCUGUUGAAUUUUCUGCAUGGGUACGGUACGCGGAGGGCUUGGAUAGGCGCGGAAGACGAGAGUCGUCGAGGGGUCUUGCCAGGCCAACGGUAUCUGUACCCUUACUGUCUGCACGUAUGGAGUACAUGUUCACUUACAGGAAGAUGAGUGAUGGUAAUCAGGAAGGGGAGAGAGAAAAGCGGCUUUUGGGAGAGGGUGUGUGUGCUGUUCCCUCCUCCCAUCGUCUCUCCCAAGUUCUUAGCCCCCUCCCUCCAUCUCAUCCCAUCCAUUUAUUUCAUGAUCCUAGUGGGCCAUGCCAUCCACGGACCACAACACACAUUCCACCCUGA